Messenger RNA from Glossina fuscipes, 962 nucleotides. RefSeq lists its product as uncharacterized. NCBI's taxonomy places the organism in Eukaryota, Metazoa, Arthropoda, Insecta, Diptera, Glossinidae. The record is from RefSeq and is a predicted model, not a curated record. Bases 81 to 962 code for a protein of 293 amino acids. The transcript has 4 exons.
ACGAGUGUCAGGCACAUGCAUAUUGAAAAAUUAUAUUAUUUAAUGAUUAAAAUCGUAAAAAAUUCGCAACAAUCAUUAUUAUGGAUGGCAUUGAUCUGCAGCGCCUUAGAAGUACAGGUAUAAUUGAGACAACUGGGUCCAGUUUUGAACAUGAUUAUAUAAAGAGGAUGGCAUUGCAAUAUUUGGAAUACACGAUGACCAAUCGCUUAAAAGUGAUACGGAAUGUGAAUCCCCCGAUGCGUGAUACUGAAAUAGCUAUUGAGAUGUCAAGGGGCGUGUACAGUUGGUCGUAUGAAAAGUUUUUGGCUCGUCGACGUUUCAAACAUGUUUGGAUCGAUGUCCUGAUGUGGGAGUUCGACGAGGCCUUAUUGGAGCGAGUCAAGUUACACUUUGAUUUAAGUGAACUAAACAGAUUAGUGGAUGUUCUUUUUAAGGCCAUGUAUGCCUUAGUAGAUGGUAAAUCCAUAGACUUUGGUAAAUAUCUUUGGGAUCCAUUCAUUGAUGUUCAAACAUAUCUGACAAUAGGCGAGGACUUAUGCUCGGAAGCGCAAAGAAAUAAAUCAAAGGAAUUUGAGUAUUGUAAUUAUUUAAUGGUCGCUUGGGGUCCCGUGGUGUUACCAAUCAUAAACGAAACCGACCAAAGAUUAUUUGAGGCAAUAGAAAUGCGUUACCAACUGAAUUGGUAUCGAAGCGAAGUUAACAAAAUGCAACUAAAAUAUGAUAUACUUCAAGAAAACUAUUUAAACAGCAUUUCGCAAGCAUUGCAAGCGAGCAAAAUGGAAGAGGAGGUUGGCUACAAUAUUGUAGACGUGAUCUACAAUGAAACCGAGGUGCCAAACGAAUAUUGCCAAUGGUAUAUCACACUAAUAGGCGUGUCCUUUGCUUGCAGAGUUUUCGAGAGCUUAUUACAAACUUUCAAGAGCUAUACGACGAGGAGUUGGAAAAGAUCGAAGCUAGUAUAG